Molecule: messenger RNA, 444 nt
Organism: Helianthus annuus (common sunflower)
Lineage: Eukaryota; Viridiplantae; Streptophyta; Magnoliopsida; Asterales; Asteraceae
Product: glycine-rich RNA-binding protein 3, mitochondrial-like
Exons: 4
Coding region: 1-444 (147 amino acids)
Molecular function (GO): RNA binding
Source: RefSeq, a predicted model, not a curated record
AUGGCAUUGUUCAAGAGAGGUGGUAAUAUACUAAGGCAGACCGUCACCAACAAUGAGUUCAUGUCGUUAGUGGCGAUGAUACGAUGCGCGUCAAAUUGGAAACUGUUUGUAGGAGGACUUGGACCGGAAAUAAAUAGUACGCUUUUGCGAGAAGCUUUUAGUGUAAACGGUGAAGUCAUUGAAGCUAAAGCAGUGAUGGAUAGAAAAAGUGGGAGGUGUAGAGGUUAUGGCUUUGUUGAAUUUGCAAACUAUCACUCUUUGGAUUUCACUCGAAACCAUGGAUCAGAGUUGUAUGGUCGGACGGUGACUGUGAGGUGGGCCAAGGAUAGUCGUGACGAGUAUACAUUGGAGGAUGCUAUUGCGGAUGGUUGUGGGGAUAUAUCCAACUGGAAGGAAGAUGAGGAUAAGGAUGAGGAUGAAGAUGAAGAUGAAGAUGGAAGUUGA